Molecule: messenger RNA, 3716 nt
Organism: Vicia villosa (hairy vetch)
Lineage: Eukaryota; Viridiplantae; Streptophyta; Magnoliopsida; Fabales; Fabaceae
Product: mevalonate kinase
Exons: 5
Coding region: 277-1443 (388 amino acids)
Biological process (GO): isoprenoid biosynthetic process
Cellular component (GO): cytoplasm
Molecular function (GO): ATP binding; mevalonate kinase activity
Source: RefSeq, a predicted model, not a curated record
GAGUCCAAAAACAACCAAGAACUCAUUCUAUAUAUAUUAAUAAAAACUCCACGCAUCCCACAUGGAACUCCAAUGGAGACUUCACAGUGAUCAUUAUUUCGACUUCAUAUACAAGACGACACAGUUGUAAGAUACCAUCGCCAUUUCAACGAAACAACCAACACCAUAACACCACGACGUCGUUUUCCAUCACACUAAACAAUGUCAUAUAAAAGAGACUAAUAACAGAUUCAUCAUAGAUCACAACAAGAUCCACAAACUUCAAUCAAUCAAUCAAUGGAGGUUAAAUCCAGAGCUCCCGGUAAAAUCAUCCUCGCCGGCGAACACGCCGUUGUUCACGGAUCAACCGCCGUCGCUUCUUCCAUCGCUUUAUACACCUACGUCUCUCUCCGCUUCUCCACUCCUUCUUCCGAUAAUGAAGAAUCGUUGAAACUUGUUCUGAAGGAUGUGGAUUUGGAAUUCUCGUGGCCGAUUAGUAGAAUUAGAAAAGCUUUUCCUGAUUUUGUUGCUUUGUCAUCUUCAUCGCCUGCUUCGUGCUCUGUUGACAGUACCAAAUCGAUUGCGGCUUUAGUUGAAGAACUUAGUAUACCUGAGGCUAAAAUUGGACUUGCUUCUGGAGUUUCUGCUUUUCUUUGGUUAUACUUGUCUAUUCAAGGAUUUAAGCCUGCUACUGUGGUUAUCUCUUCUGAACUUCCUUUGGGUGCGGGCUUGGGUUCUUCGGCUGCAUUCUGUGUUUCUCUGGCAGCAGCCUUGCUUUCUGUCACUGAUUCUGUUUCUGUGGAUGUGUGCCAGCAAGGGUGGCAAUCUUUUGGAGAGAAAGAACUUGAUUUGGUAAAUAAAUGGGCUUUUGAAGGUGAGAAGAUCAUCCAUGGAAAGCCCUCUGGAAUUGACAAUACAGUCAGUUCAUAUGGUAACAUUAUCAGCUUCAAAUCUGGUAACUUGACACGGAUGAAGUCAAAUUUGCCCCUUAAAAUGCUUAUUACCAACACGAAAGUAGGUAGAAACACAAAAGCAUUGGUAGCUGGUGUUUCGGAGAGAAUGCUGAGGCACCCAGGUGCCAUGGCUUUUGUGUUUAGUGCAGUUGAUUCUAUCAGCAAAGAAUUGACUACCGUUCUUCAGUCACCUACACCAGAUCAUCUCACUGUUACCCAGAUUGAAGAGAAGGUAGAAGAACUAAUGGAAAUGAAUCAAGGUCUGCUCCAGAGUAUGGGGGUUAGUCAUGCCACAAUAGAAACUGUUCUACAAACAACAUUGAAGUACAAGUUAGCUUCUAAAUUGACAGGAGCUGGUGGUGGGGGAUGUGUUCUGACAUUGCUUCCAACAUUGCUAUCGACCACCAUUGUUGAUAAAGUUAUUGCUGAACUGGAGUCAAACGGGUUCCAAUGUUUCAUUGCCAGAAUUGGUGGCAAUGGUGUUGAAAUUAGUUUUGAGCAUUCAUCUUGAUGUUUAUUUUUUAUUUUUCCUAGGAAUGAGGUCAAUGAUCGAGAUCUGAUUAAUAAAUAGUAUGAUAGUACAUGUAUCUCUUUGUAACAUUUUUGUGCAUUUUGAAAUUCUAGACAAGCCAAUGUAAUGUGGUAGCUCACGCUAUUGUUAGGGUAGCUCACUAAUCAAGCUUGUACUCAGUUAUUUGCUUUGUUUACUUCCAUUCCUGAUUGUAUUGUUCAUCUUAUUGAAAGUUAUAUGCAAUAGUCUUUUUGCAGUCAAAAAGAAAAAGCAGAAGUCUGUAGUUUAUUCUGUAAAAAUAUUAUUCAAUCCUGAACAGAAAUUGAAGGUUAUAAAUUCGGAUACGAAUACAGAUCAUGAUGUCAAUCAAUGAGACCAGGAACUCCCCAAAAUACCAAAUGCAAGUUAGUAAGUGCUAUUAUAUUUCAUAUAUUUCACUAUCCAUUAUUAACUUCUGCAUGUCAUAAAUAAUCGAUUCUCCUAUAUGAGCUAGCUUUCUUGAAUCUCUAAUUAUUUAUUUUAGCUCAUUUUAACCCUCACCAAAUUAUGUUACUCCAACUCUUAUAGUGGAAAAGCUCCCCUCAAAUUCACCCUACCAUUCCACAGGUAUGUUUUUAUAACACUGUCUCUUUAUUCUCAUCUCUAACUUCUAAUUUUAGGGUAUAUUGAAUUUCCAUAAUUUUAUGGAAAGAUUAAUUAACGUCUAAUGAAGACUCAGGUAAACACGAAAUUCUACAACCAAUCAACCAUAAUAUUAAUUAUGACAAGACAUAUUCCAUGCAGUAUAUAUAUAUAUACUAUUUUAUUUGAUAAGGUUAAUACAUUUUAGAGCAAAAUGUACUGCAUAUACAUCAUACUACACUGACUGAUGUUCAGCCAUUCAUAACAUAGAUUACAUACGCAAAACCACAAAAUACAUUGCACAUAGAUCACUGCACAUAGAUCAAGAGCACCAUUGCACAUAGAUCAAGAGCACCGCCUAUGCAUUCACAACGGUUCCACCUAAUAAAAUUAAAAAAUGUUAGAAAAACCAUACUGAAAAGUAAAAUAAAAUAGAUGUUAGAAAAACCAUACAAUGUGUAAAAAAAUAUAACAUGAAGCAUAUAUAUGUGUAUCACCAUUGGGGUGGAGGACUUGGCCGGUUAUGUAAGAGGAGCACUGGUUGGAAGCAAGAAACACAAAGGAAGGAGCAACCUCAAUAGGCUGCCCAGCUCUCUUCAUUGGCACAUCAGAACCAAACUCAGCAGUUUUUUCCUCCUUGAAAGAAGCUGGUAUUAAUGGAGUCCAAAUAGGUCCAGGUGCAACUCCAUUCACUCUUAUUCCCUUGCUCACAAGCUGUAGCGAAAGUGCCCUUGUAAAGGCCACAAUUGCACCCUUAGUAGACGUAUAGUCAAUUAAUGUUGGGUGCCCCUUGUAUGCAUUCACUGAUGUUGUGUUAAUAAUGCUACUUCCCUCCUUCAUAUGCUUCAGGGCAUGCCUAUAUUGUACAAUAGUUUGUCAAACCCAAAAUCAUGAAAUCAUAUCUGCUUUAUUUAAUUCUAAUUAAGAGCUUAAAGACUGUAAUGACUUAAUAAACAUGCAUAUUUAAAUGUUGGUUGAAAUGUAAAUAAAAAAUUAUAGAAACUUGUAGCUUAAGUAACAAGUGCAUUCAAUAUUAUUUAAAUAGUCUUGGAUGGGGUAAUCCCACUUGUAGGAUAAGGCUAAGGCUUAGUUGUUUUAGUUGUUGUUGUUGUUGUCUUGAAAGGGGUACUAAAGUUAAAUAAUCAUCAUUAAUCUAUAAAAAAGUUUAAUACUUGUGAGAUAUUUUAAAAAGUAUUAAUGUUAAAGAUGAUGAAAACUUGUAACAUUUAUUACCUGGUCAUGAAGAAAUAAGAGAAGAUGUUAGUUCUAAACACCCUCUCAAGUCUUGGUUCAUCAAUCUCUUCAACUGAACCACACUCAUAUUGCUCAGCUGCAUUGUUGACAAGAAUGUCAAUUCUUCCAUAAGCUUUGAUAACCUCAUCAACCACUAUUUUGCAAUCCUCGUCAAAACCGAGGUCAGCUGGUAUAGCCAGUGGAUCUUUAGCAUCUGCAGUCUUAGCCCUUUUUAUCAUAGCAAGUGUGUCCUUUGCGUCCUUCUCCUCAUGCCCCUUCACAAAUGUGAAAACCACAGUGGCACCCUCUAAUGCAAAUAAAUUGCAUACUGCACGUCCUAUUCCAGAGUCACCCCCAGUCACUAAUGCUACCUUUCCCUGAAAAACAAAAAAUAUUAUUAAAUUGGUUGUUUUUUUUUA